Hemiscyllium ocellatum (epaulette shark) is the source of this 6519-nucleotide messenger RNA. RefSeq names its product SEC14-like protein 2. The record is from RefSeq and is a predicted model, not a curated record. The transcript is spliced from 12 exons. NCBI's taxonomy places the organism in Eukaryota, Metazoa, Chordata, Chondrichthyes, Orectolobiformes, Hemiscylliidae. Gene Ontology annotation, cellular component: cytoplasm. Bases 12 to 1244 code for a protein of 410 amino acids.
CAGAAGCUGCAAUGAGCGGAAGAGUCGGCGACCUGAGCCCUAAACAGGCAGAAACUCUCACCAAGUUCCGAGAGAAUAUCCAAGAUAUCCUGCCUAGCCUUCCUGCUCAGGAUGACCACUUUCUCCUACGAUGGCUCAGAGCCAGGAGUUUCAACCUUCAGAAAGCGGAAUUUAUGAUUCGCAAGCAUGUCGAGUUGAGGAAACAGAUGAAAGUUGACACAAUCACAAGUAACUGGGAACCCCCUGAGGUCAUUACUCGUUACUUCGCUGGAGGAAUGUGCGGCUAUGACAAAGAAGGCAGCCCCAUUUGGUAUGACGUGAUUGGCCCUUUGGAUCCAAAAGGUUUGAUGCAUUCGGCAUCUAAGCAGGACUUUUUGAAGACAAAAAUCCGAGACUGCGAGCUGCUGCGGGAAGAGUGUGUUAAACAGUCUAAAAAGCAUAAUAAACACAUUGAGGCAAUCACAAUGAUCUAUGAUUGUGAGAAUCUAGGACUGAAACAUUUAUGGAAACCUGCAGUUGAACUGUAUGGAGAGGUGCUUACCAUGUUUGAGGAUAACUACCCUGAGGGUUUAAAGACAUUGUUUGUUAUCAAAGCACCAAAGAUUUUUCCUGUGGCCUACAACCUCAUAAAACAUUUUCUCAGUGAAGACACACGGAAGAAAAUACACGUAUUAAGAAGUAAUUGGAAGGAGGUGCUUUUGCAAUAUAUUAAUGCAGAACAACUCCCUGUUUAUUAUGGUGGAACUCUCACAGAUCCAGACGGGAACCCAAAGUGCCUGAACAAGAUAAACUUUGGUGGUGAUGUACCAAAGUCAUAUUACAUCCUUGAGUCCAUUAAGCAACAAUAUGAAAACAUGGUCACUGUCAACAGGGGCUCAUCUUUUCAGUCUGAAUAUGAGAUGCUAUUCCCCGGCUGUGUUUUAAGGUGGCAGUUUAUGACUGAGAGUGCAGACAUUGGGUUUGGUGUGUACCUGAAGACAAAAACUGGAGAAAGACAAAAGGCUGGCGAAAUGGUCGAAGUGGUUCCUACCCAAAGAUACAAUAGUCACCUGGUACCUGAGGAUGGAACACUUACCUGCCAGGAACCUGGAGUCUAUGUUCUAAGAUUUGACAACACGUACAGCAUCAUUCAUUCAAAGAAGGUUAGCUACUCAGUAGAAGUGUUGCUGCCAGACAAGGGAUCAGAAGCUCAGAUGGAUGAUCUUGGAAAGAAGAUAAAAGAAAUGGAUGUCAGUAAAAUAUAACAACCCUUGUGACUAGAGGGGAAUCUGUAAGGCAACUUUACAAUGAGGUGAAUUCAAAUUCUCUGCAGUGAAUGCAGUAAAUGCAUUGGCAUGUGUUAAUGACUGCUGAUUGUAGAUUCAGCAGAGCUAGUUAAUGGUGUGUGCAUUUUGUGCGAUAUGGACCUAUGUUGAGUAACCAAAUAGAUUAACAUGUAUCAGUGAAAAUUGGGAUAAACAGAGUGCCUCUUAAGCAUGAUGCUUUUUACCAGAGUGAAUGACACACACACACACAAACACACGCCCUUUUCUUAAAAGACUUUCCCAUCUAAUAGUCAGCACUGAAAUUUUCAUUUAUACAAAACAACUACAUUGAUCUUAUGUAUGUAUAGUGUAUUUGGCUGCUGUACUGUCCAGUGAUCUAUUUGCAUCGGACUAAAGGGCACAUCUGUGAUACAGCCCUCAUCUCAGAAUGAUUCUAAUUAAGUUAUAAUAAAAUGCUGAGCUUUAACUUAAGUCAAGUUAACAAUUAUUCAAUCUUGUGACAUAUAAUUGUAAUCAAUGAUAACAUUACAGCUGAUUGUUUCCAACUGAUGUUUACGAAUUUCUAGUUGCUAUGUCUAAAUGUACCUUUGCUGUUCAUGUCAAUUCUGAAUUAAGAAAAUAAUUCUCAACAGUUCAUUUACUCUCCCAUUCUCGGACCUAUUUUAAUAUCUUCUGUGACAGUCCUGUAUCGCUGUCAGUGUUCAGGUCAAGAAAGGCAAUAGCUACCUUGCUUUAAUUUAUCCUCCACAUUGGUAAAACUGACAACACAAAAUAAACUCACUUUUUUGUUCAAGAACCAACAAAUACCAAAAAGGAUGAUGCCAGAUAUCAGUCAUCCCUUCUUGUUUCAGAGAGUUAAAUUCUGAAAAAACUUGAAUUGUAGUCUUCAAGUGUUGAAUAAUCAGAAUGUGCAAAAACUCACUUGAAUGGGAAUUAUCCUGGUUCCAUAAAAUCUUCACAUUUUUAUCCUCAGCCUCUAUCACAGCUUGCUGGGUCAGAAAAUCUAAGCAGUGGCAAGAUUUGCACCACAGAUCUCUAAAGUGUUAUUCUAGAAUCUAUUUAGUAUGUAUUCUUGACCUGUACAAUACUGAAGGAACUCCAGAAUAAAACAUAAUUUGAAUAUAUUUACAUUAAAUCCAGUAAUUAAAAAUUUGAGGCAAGAAUUUCUCUCCUGUUCUCAUGGAGUCAUUUACAUCAAUAUUCCAUAUUGUGAUGUAAUUUAGACAUCAAGCAGUCUUCCCUUUUUAAAAAUCAUGAAAGGGUGAGUUUUCCCUUUCUUCCUUGAUAAGUAAUGAUUUUCCAAGUUUUCUCUGCCUCCAUCUGCUGAGUUAGGAUAAAUGAAGUUGUACAGUGUAGCAGAAGUGCCUUUAGUAAUUUCCUGAUAGUGGAGCUUGAUUGGUGCUUUAAGGGAUACCACAUUUUCUUUUGCACUAUCAAAAUAUCUGCUAAAUCUCUCAUCCUUGAAUGAGACAGCUAAGAAUUCUGAAUGUUUGCUCAAGUUGAAUAACUGAGUUCAAACAACCAGUAAGUAAUCAGUAAGGAUCAGGUGUACAAUCUUUGAACCUGCAGCCCCACUGCUUCUGUUCAUCACUAUGGUGUAUAACGCACCAUAGCUUUGUUACUUAGCUUAAUUGUAUGAUUUGAACAGGUUGAAAAACACACCAAUGAUCUGUGUCUUCACCUAAGAACAGGCCAGAUUAAUAUGUUGAUUUGCCAUCUUGAAUCCUCAUAAAGCUCUAUAUAUUUUUAAAAUUAGAUUCACUCCCAAUGGCUGAUUGCACUGACUAGAAGGAUUCUUAAAUUUUGUUUACAGUUUUUUUUUAUUUAGAGGACAUAGGACUCCUGCGAGGGCUGCAUCUAUGGCUUAUUUUCAGUUGAUCUCCUGAGAAGGUUCUCAUGAACCACCUUUCUUGAACUGCUAUAGUCCCUGAAGGGGUACAGUUUUGUUAGGAAGGUAGUUGAAGGAUUUGGACUCAGUGACAAUGAUGAACACCAAGUUCCAAGUCAGCAUUGUGGUUGGCUUAGAGGGGAAAUUACAAGUUAUAGUGUUCCCGUGCAUCACAUAUGCUUGGUAGAGGUCACAAUUCAAUAAGGAAUUUUGAUUUGGUAAAUCUGAUGCUGAAAGGUGGUAUAAUUGGUUAGGUUCAACUGCAGUGUUUUCAAUUGUUUAACUUGAUCAUCCUCCUAACUAUGUUCAUGAUUGAAGAAGAACUGUCUGAGCAAGUUGCUGGAGGAUUAAUUAUACCCAUGGUACUGCCCCCAGCAGAUGUUCACAAUGCUAUGGGAGGUGGAGCAAAAACUGAGCAGAAAUGCUAUCUGAAGUUAUCAAAUUCCGUCCCAGUUUAUGACAUUUUCACCUUGACCACCUUCUUGUCAGUAGCCAUGUUUUGGAAAUUUGGGCAGAUUUAUAGUCAGCCAUUUUUGCUGAUCAGAAAAUGAUGCACAUCACAAGUCCAAAUUAUUGUUAAGUGUUCCCUGCAAAGAUUGAAAUUUUUUUAUUGUUUUUAUCAGUAUUUUAUUGAUAGUUAUAUUUUAACUUGAAACAAAAGUUUGCUUCUGCACAAUUUUCAAUUUAUAGAACCAAGUUUAAAUUAAUGAAGAUACUAUUGGAAAAGCAGUGCUGUAACCUUAGCAUAGGUUAGUUCAGUCACCACAUUGCAUGAAUACAGUUGGAAAUCAUUGAACACACACCAUGGCAGGGUUCCAUUAUUCACUAAUGUUUUAAUUCCAGUACAAUUGCUAUUUUAGGUGCCAUUAAUUUUACAGUUUCUUUGCAAAACUUGCUGCAGAUUAUAAUAAAUCUCUGUGAUGUUUGUAUAUCUCGACUUACAUUAUUUAACUUAUAAUUGAAUAUGUAUUUAUCUAGAGAAGAGAGGUUUUAAAUCACUUUUGGUUUAGAGAUGAUUUGGAGGUGCUGGUGUUGGACUGGGGUGUAAAAAGUUAAAAAUCACACAACACUAACAGGUUUAUUUGGAAGCACUAGCUUUCGGAGCGCUGCUCCUUCUUCAGGUGGUUGUGGAGUAUAAGAUAGUAGGACACAGAAUUUAUAGCAAAAGUUUACAGUGUGAUGUAACUGAAAUUAUAUAUUGGAAAAGACCUGGAUUGUUUUUUAAAUUUCUCAUCUUUUAAAUUGGGCAUGUUGGUUUCAGUUCUUUCAUAUGUAAAUUCCAGAACUUUCUUAAAGUUACGUUCUCAACUUUACACUUUAACAACAGGGGCCAUGCUGGCAAGGAUAAUCCAUUGAAGUUGUGAGGUGUCCUGUGUGAGGCUGUCUGUGCCCCAAUGUUCAGACUGAUUCUAAUCCAAAAAAGGGAUUUACAGAAUCUUACAUGGAUUCAUGCAGUUUUUUGAGCAAAAUGUUGGUGUUGUGUGAUUUUUAACUUUGGUUUAGAGCAAACGUCAAUCUCUUCCAGCUCUACUUUGUUGAUUGAUCAGUAAUUGAUAAACAUUAACUAAUCAUGAGAAGUGAUGUAACAUUUGUACCUGUAAAAUCACACAUAGCAAGAGUGGUUUAUUAAAGAUCCAGAAAUCUGAGUUUGUACUCAAGCAUUGUAUCCAGAUCUUUACAUAUGUUAUUUAUAAUAUGCACUGGAUAAUAUUAUUGGUAACUGUUAAUGUUAAUCAUACUUUAGCCAUCAUGUUGCUUGAAGGAAUGAAGAUGUCUUCUUAAGUAUUUUUGCAGGUCUCAUUUUGGAUAAAAGAAAACUUUCUUGUCAUUUGCAAAGAUAAAAUUGAAGAUAACAGGAUAUGAUUUUAUAAUGUUUAGAAUUAUAGAAUUUCUAUAAUUUAUAUAAUUAUAGAAUUUCUGAGCUGCUGAUUUCUGUUUGAAUGUGAAUUUUACAGUGUGACAGCCGCAGAAAGCUUUUACAUCUGUGAUGUCUGCACUGCUGUUUACAGAAAAAUACUGUGCAAUUGUUCAGAGUAAAUCGUACAUCCAGUUUAUAUCUGAUUACCAAAAUGAGAAUGUAGAAAUAGGAAAUGCUAUUCAACUACUGGCUCCUGUCUCUUGAGAUGAAAUUUAAUCCUUUCAAGAUUAUUUUUGUAAUCUAAGCCUUCCGUAUUAAAUAGGAAAUGAUUAAAUGUUUUUGUAAUGCUUCUAAAUAGGUUUUAGUCAAAAUAUAAAUAAAUUAUUUCCUAUGUUAGGUUUGUUUCUGGCUUUUCUCAGUUCAGCUAAUCAAAUCCUCUGUUUUUGUUCUGUCCUACUUUUAAUUGGUUGUAUUCAAAAUAUGUGAAACUUUUUUUCCAGAAUACUUUAAACAUUUUUGCAUUUUAGAAUGAUCAGCAUAGAUUGAACUUGAUUAGUUUCUUCUUUUUGCUCAAUUACUUAAAUCUGAGAUCUUCCACCCACAACCUCCUACAAACUUAAAGCGAAUAGCCUUGAUGGUCCUUCCUGCACUUUGGCUAUUGGAUAUUUUGAAGUUUUUUUUUGGGAGAUUCUGAUUAGAGCUGAAAGUAAUUUGGUUGAUCCAUUUCCUCAUACUGGAAGAGUUGUGAUUAAAAGACUCUGAAGCUAUGGAGAAUCAGUACCAAAUGCUUUCAACUGCAUUAUGUAAUUCAGAAGUUGCAAACAGUUGUUGAAUUGACACAGUGCUUUGCAUAACUGCUAAAAUUAGUGGAGGUAGUGAUCACCAGACUCCUCAGAACUUUAGUUAUAUUUUCAGAAAUCAGUAGAGUUGCUGUGUAUCAGGACAGAAAGAACAAAAAAGUAUUUGUUUCUAGAAUCGAUCAAGCUGCAAAUCAGCAGCAACUCUUCAACCUAAAACAAAGCCAAAAUAUUAUGGUAAAGUGAAUAAAUUAUUAAAACCCUUUUGAGGCAAUUUUAUUUAAGACACUGUGCAACAUACUGGAAAUGGGAUUAACUCUCCGAUUGCCACAGAAAAUUAUACAACAGUUUUACAGUGUCCAUUUUUCUGUAAGUGAUUAAAAAACAUGGUGGAUACUACAUUUAACUUCUUAAAUAUCCAUUUAAUUGGUGAUUGUGAUCUGCCAACCACCAGUGGGGAGCCAACCUCACAAAGAACACAGGUUUGAGAGUCAAAACUAAAAUAUUGAUCCUUCUUUGACACUCCCUGUGAACUCCCUAGCUCCUUGCGAGGGGUCAUACAAUCACAAAAGUCAGUACUGAUCUAUAAAAACUUAUGUCAGUAAAAAAGCACUGAAUGUUCCUUUUCUUCUCAAAUAAUUUUGCAUUUGGAUUUGUUAAAAACAAUUGUGUAUUUUGUGGGGAACAAUAAAAUGAUGUAUUUCAUGCUAA